CUUCCCUGCUCUACGGCAAGGGGCACGCGUGUUUGCGACAGUGUGACGCUCGCAAGUUUUGGCGGGAAAAGCGCUGCAUUUGGAUUUCUGUGGUGGCGGGCAAAGGAUAGCCUGCCGUGGUACUUAGUGGAGUCAUGGCAGUGCCCUUUGUGGAAGACUGGGACUUGGUGCAAACUCUGGGAGAAGGUGCCUACGGAGAAGUUCAACUUGCUGUGAAUAGAAGAACUGAAGAAGCAGUUGCGGUGAAGAUUGUAGAUAUGAAGCGUGCCAUAGACUGUCCAGAAAAUAUUAAGAAAGAGAUCUGUAUCAAUAAAAUGUUAAAUCAUGAGAACGUAGUGAAAUUCUAUGGUCACAGGAGAGAAGGCAACAUCCAGUAUCUAUUUCUGGAGUACUGCAGUGGGGGAGAACUUUUUGAUAGAAUAGAGCCAGACAUAGGCAUGCCUGAACAAGAUGCUCAGAGGUUCUUCCAUCAACUUAUGGCAGGGGUGAUUUAUCUCCAUGGUAUUGGAAUAACCCACAGGGAUAUUAAACCAGAAAAUCUCCUGUUGGAUGAAAGGGAUAACCUCAAAAUCUCUGACUUUGGCUUGGCAACAGUGUUUCGACAUAAUAAUCGUGAGCGUUUAUUGAACAAGAUGUGUGGUACUUUACCUUAUGUUGCUCCAGAACUUCUAAAGAGAAAAGAAUUUAAUGCAGAACCAGUUGAUAUUUGGUCCUGUGGAAUAGUACUUACUGCAAUGUUGGCUGGAGAAUUGCCGUGGGACCAGCCCAGUGACAGUUGUCAAGAAUAUUCUGAUUGGAAAGAAAAAAAAACAUACCUCAAUCCUUGGAAAAAAAUUGAUUCUGCUCCUCUAGCUCUGCUGCAUAAAAUCCUUGUUGAGGAUCCAUCAAUAAGGAUUACAAUUCCAGACAUCAAAAAAGAUAGAUGGUACAACAAACCACUCAAGAAAGGGGCCAAAGGACCCCGGGUCACUCCAGGAGGUGUUUCAGAGUCUCCAAGUGGAUUCUCUAAGCACAUUCAAUCGAAUUUGGACUUCUCUCCAGUAAACAGUGCUUCUAGUGAAGAAAAUGUGAAGUAUUCCAGUUCUCAGCCAGAACCACGGACAGGUCUUUCCUUAUGGGAUACCAACUCCUCAUACAUUGAUAAACUAGUACAAGGAAUCAGUUUUUCCCAACCGACAUGUCCUGAUCAUAUGCUUCUAAAUAGCCAGUUACUUGGCACCCCAGGAUCCUCACAGAACCCUUGGCAGCGCUUGGUCAAAAGAAUGACACGCUUCUUUACCAAAUUGGAUGCAGACAAAUCUUAUAAUUGCCUGAAAGAGACUUGUGAGAAGUUGGGCUAUCAAUGGAAGAAGAGUUGUAUGAAUCAGGUUACUGUAUCAACAACUGAUAGGAGAAACAAUAAACUGAUUUUCAAAGUGAAUUUGGUAGAAAUGGAUGAAAAGAUCUUGGUUGAUUUCCGGCUUUCUAAGGGUGAUGGAUUGGAGUUCAAGAGACACUUCCUGAAGAUUAAAGGAAAGCUGAGUGACGUUGUGAGCAGCCAGAAGGUUUGGCUUCCUGCCACAUGAUAGAUCCGUUGGUUCUGGGGAUUCGGGUGAAUAUAGUGCUGCUAUGUUGACAUUAUUCUUCCUAGAGAAGAUUAUCCUAUUCUGCAAACUGCAAAUCUAAGACAAUAGUUCCUAAAGAAGUCUCUUCCCUCUCCUAUCCAAACAUGUUCCAAUUCUUUUUGUAUGUUCUUCAUACAAAUAAUACCUCUAUCUAAACUGUACAUAAAACUGGGGAAGGAAUAGGUAGAAUUCAUUAAAUAUUUCUUCAGCAGUGUUUAUUGGCUGAGUAUGAGAUCCACCUGGUAGAAAUCAAGUUUUGGGGUUACAUGAGUUUACCAGCUUUCAUAUCAACAUAAUGAAAGAUCAUGACCUUGUUCCAUUUUUACCAAAAUGUUUGUUUUCAUCCAAAAAGUACAGAUUUCCUCCACAUUGAUUUUAAUUAUAGGGAUGAAUUAGUAAAAGCUUAAUGCUUAUGACUUUUGGAAAACAGAUUUAUCAGUUUGUGAAGUGAAGACCAGUUUCAAAAAAUGUAUCCCCGAAAUUUGUACUUAUAUUUUUAGAAGUGCCUGUCUAAGUAUAUAAACCCAGUCUGAACUGUAACUAUUGAUUAAAACUGCAAGUAGAUAUGUUUUUCCUGAUGUAGCUAAUAAUAUAUAAAAUACUGGUUGGUCUUUCAAAUAGAAGUUGAGCGUGAACUUUAGUGCUUAACUAACUUUAUUCUAAAAAUUACUGUUGCACAUCUUAAUUAUUUUUCUAUAUUAUUUUCUACUUUCACAACCUUAUUUUAAUUCUUUA
Molecule: messenger RNA, 2339 nt
Organism: Choloepus didactylus (southern two-toed sloth)
Lineage: Eukaryota; Metazoa; Chordata; Mammalia; Pilosa; Megalonychidae
Gene: CHEK1
Product: checkpoint kinase 1
Exons: 13
Coding region: 135-1565 (476 amino acids)
Biological process (GO): mitotic G2 DNA damage checkpoint signaling; protein phosphorylation
Cellular component (GO): site of double-strand break; cytoplasm; nucleus
Molecular function (GO): ATP binding; protein serine/threonine kinase activity
Source: RefSeq, a predicted model, not a curated record